This is a messenger RNA of Effrenium voratum, 1042 nucleotides long. The record is from the annotation of a GenBank genome assembly. Lineage: Eukaryota; Dinophyceae; Suessiales; Symbiodiniaceae.
GUGUUUUCCCAGAUCUCGGCCGCUAUCUUGUACCGUCAUGGCUGCCGGACCUGGACCGGUGCCGGUGGAGGUGGACGACUUGCCGGAAGGCUGGAAGGCCUUUGCCACCAAUGACGGCAGCACCUACUUCUGCUUUCCCCAGGUCUACUACUCCUGCCGCGCCCUUUCGAAGGUGCAGUGGCAGAAGCCGGGGCCAGAAGAUGCCCAGGAUCCCUUCGUGGGAGAGACCAUCAAUGGCAAGAGGCCCUUCAUGAAGGGGGACGAGUUCAUCCCGGACCCACCGCCUCCCAAGCCGUAUGACGGCCCGCUGGCCGACCAGAAUUACAAGGCCUCCACCGAGGAUCCGGAGGACGUGUUCCAACCGGACGAGGAUAUGCUGGAGGCAUGUGUGGAGUGCGAUAUGGAGAAGCUGAAAGCUGCGCUGGAAGAUGGCGCAGAUGUUUCUCUUCCGAACCAGCCGUGGCAGAACACUCCGCUGCACCUGGCGAACUGCCCGUACUUCUGGGAUACCGACCUCAUGGCCAAAGAGAAAGCCCUUCGCUUCGAGAUCUCGCAAUAUCUGGUGCGACAGGGAGCUGACAUCGACGCGGAGAACAUCUUCCACUGCAAGCCCAUAGACCUCGCCAUUUUUCACGGAUACGAGGGCACCGUGCGCUUCCUGCAGGAGGAAGGCUCCAAGCCAGGCAUCUUCAGUGCAGCGUACCUUGGCGACCUGGAUCGGGUCAAGGAGCUUCUGGAGGAAGGCGUGGACAUCGACCUGAAGGGCCGCUACAGGCGCACCGCCUUUGCGGAGGCGCACCUGCGAGGGCACUUUGCGGUGGAAGCCUUCCUGACGCAGCAGGGCUGCAGCCGUGAGAUUCCGCAUCCUGAGCAUCUCAAGUUUAACCCCGGGGGCGCAGCGAUCCCUCGCGGUGGUGCGGUGCCCAAGCGCGAGAAGCAGUACAUCCGGGAGGAGGAUGCAGAGUGGUAUGACGAUAUGAUGGAGAAGCGAUAUCCUGGCUACAUGGAGAAGUUCAUGAAGGUCGGCAAGUAAGAAAGGGUU